Astyanax mexicanus (Mexican tetra) is the source of this 2644-nucleotide messenger RNA. It is a transcript of the gene asb3, whose product is annotated as ankyrin repeat and SOCS box containing 3. Gene Ontology annotation, biological process: intracellular signal transduction. The record is from RefSeq and is a predicted model, not a curated record. Gene Ontology annotation, molecular function: protein binding. Bases 990 to 2552 code for a protein of 520 amino acids. Gene Ontology annotation, cellular component: cytoplasm. Lineage: Eukaryota; Metazoa; Chordata; Actinopteri; Characiformes; Acestrorhamphidae. The transcript is spliced from 10 exons.
AUACUUUAACCUUCCUGGGGCUCUUUUAUUCAGUAAAUAUCAGCGCUGUGUAUGCUGACAGGCAGCUGAAUUAGUAAACAAGCUAGCUAGCUAGCGUUAGCUAGGUAAUACAGUUUGUGGGCAGCUAGAAAUACAUAGGCUAGGUUAACUAGCUAACAAGCUAUGUAUGUUAAUAUUUAGCCAGCUAGCUAGUAUAUCUAGCUAGUUAGCUAACCGGUACUGUGUUUAGUUCGGUUACCUAGGCGGCGUAUAUUAGUGUUCUGUGUUUUCUAGCUAGCUUUAGUAGUUAGCAAGCAAGCUGUCAAGGGGAACUCAGAACUCAGCCAUUAGCUGGCUAAGCAAGCUAAUGUUAGCUGGAACACUUGGUUCAUACUAGUAAUUUUUGCUAAAUAUCUAAGUUAUUAGAAUAUUGUGAUGUUUAAAACGCAUAUUUUUCUAGUGAGCUAACCUCAGCUAAAGCUGGCUAGUUGUCACUUUAUAGCUAACGCUAGGAUAGUUAACGCUAGCUGGCCAAGCUAGCUGCGUAGCUAGCUGUCAAACGUACUUUAUUCUAGUCAUAUUUAGUUUAUGUUAAACGUAUUUUAUAACUCCUGACAUUAUAUAAUAAGCUACCUAAGCUACGUAGGCUAGGUAAGCUAGCUAGCUAGUUAAUUUACCUCAGCUUCCAACUCUAUUAGCUAGCUAAGUUAGUAGUUAGCGUGAGGUUUCAAACUUGCUUCAUACUAGUCAUAUUCAGUAAAGUUAAUAUUUAGCAUAUUAUGACUGUUAACGUUAUGUUUUGCUAACUACCUUUCUAGUUACACAACUCAAUGUGUAACUUUACCUGCACCUUUAUACUUUGGAUAUCUGCACAUUUAUACAUUCAGUCAUAUUCAACGUAUGCCCGUGCAAUGCCUUUUGUCUAUAUGUCUAUAGUGACACUACUGUGUGUUUAAGGCACAUUUUUGUGUCUUUUAUUGUCUUAAAUCAAUGCUUAACUAACGUUAUAAAUGGAUUUUACUGAGCGUUAUGAGGAUACCUGCUCCACAAUAGCCGUUGCGGCCAGACAUGGAGACUGCAGGCAGAUCCAGAGGCUCCUGAGGAGAGGUUACUCUGUGGAUGUAAAGGAUAACCGGGGUUGGAACGCUUUACACGAAGCUGCAGCUGCAGGAUCUUCGCAGUGUGUUCGCCUUCUCCUCACUGCUGCUGCCAGCUGUGAAAACUAUGUCAACUCCUUGACACACAACUCUGAAACACCUCUCUAUUUCGCUGCAAAAAAUGGACACGUCCAAGUAGUCAACCGACUACUAAAGCGAGGUGCAGAUAUUAAUAAGAUGUCCAACGACCUCUCCUGCCCUCUUUUUGCAGCUGUGGAUGGUGGCCAUAUGGAAGUGGUGAAGCUGCUGGUCAGUAAAGGAGCUGAGGUCAAUGGAACUCAUUCCACCUCUGACUGGUCGUGUCUCCACCAGGCAGUUUACAAGGGUCACACAGAGAUUGUGAAGUUCCUGGUGGGCGUGUGUUCGCUAGAGGCUGUGGAUGACUAUGGGAUCACGCCGCUGUUUGUUGCUGCACAGUAUGGACGUCAUGAGUGUCUACAGGUCCUCGCAAAUGCUGGAGCAAAUGUAAAUUGCCAGGCGAAGGAUCUGGCCACCCCUCUCCUUAUUGCUGCCCAAGAGGGACAUUUAUCCUGUGUGGAUCUACUUCUGUCUCAUAAGGCUGAUCCAAACAUCUACUGCAACGAAGAUCAGUGGCAGCUUCCUAUUCAUGCUGCAGCCCAGUUUUGCCACCCCAGAAUCCUGGAGAAAUUGAUCCCUGUGACGAGCAGAGAAUGCGAUCAGGGUAAAGAAAAGGUCAGCCCUGUCUAUCUGGCAGUGCUCAGUGGUCAAGCGGACAGUCUUCGGCCGCUGCUCAGAGCAGGCUACAGCCCGGACGCCCAGAACUGCAGGCAGUUUGACUACUGCUGUCCUCUAGAAAUGACACUGUGGUGCAACUCUUGGAAUUCUGACAGUGAACGCCACCAGAGUCGAGAGAUCACUCAGAUGCUGCUCGCUGCUGGGGCGCACGUCAUGAUGCCCACAUAUGUAUUUGCACUUCAGGGAAAUGUACCUGAACAUCUGCCAAUGAUCCUGGAGCAUGCCGGCCUCCCUAAGGAGGACCAUCUGAAAGAGCUGGUCCAGACAGCACUGAAAGAAAUGCAGAGUGCCCCCUUUUGGCUCCCGUUGCUGCUCAAAGCAGGCCUGGACCCUACUCUGCUUCUUCAGCAUAAAAUGCUUGAAGAGGCAGAGACCAGGGUGCUUAAUUUCUUGCUGGAGUUUAUUAAUUGGAAGACUCUGCCCUCCACGAUGCUUCAGAUUCUCGCUCGCCGUCGAGCCGAGGGAACUUGGACCCCACAGAAGCAUUUCGAGAGUGUUCCUGCUCUGACUCAUCUGUGUAGACUGGCAGUGCGAGCUGCAGUGGGCAGCGAUGCUCUGUCUAAAUCCUCCUUUGUUCAGCAGCUGCCUGUUCCGACGCUGCUGCAGGACUACCUCCAGUUCAGCGAUAUCUCCAGUGCCUACACCUACACGGCCGCCUGACUGACAGUUUGUGCUAAUUAAGUUAUCUCGCUGGUUCCACUGCAGUAUUUUGUACAUAGCUUUAAUAAAACUUUAAUAGCCAUCUUGUGAAA